AUCAUCAUUAAUUAUUUUUGUUUUUGGAGGGUUCGUCCCAAUCGUACGAAGGGAAAAAAGCAGCGUGAAAAUGGCGAGCCCCGAACUCGAAGCACCAACAAAAUUCUUCAGCUUAGCUCACUCUCCACUGCUUUUCAUUCUUUCUUCCUCAUAAACCCUAAUCCUCCAUUGCCAAAUUCAUCUCUUUUUCCUUCUGGGCAUUUUCAUUAGCCCUCAUUCCCCCCCUUAAUUUAUCUCCUUCUACUCCAGCAAUUGCUCGAGUCUUCGCAAUUUUCCCACAAUUCUUUUCUGCUCUUCGCCCAUAAAGGAUAUGCAUAUGGAGAAUUUAUCAUCUAGUGAUCCAUCGCAUCAGGUGAUGUACGAAAAUAGUGAUUCGAAGCACUCACAGGAUGGGUUGGAGGAUGGCUCUCGAUGGUAUUUUUCUCGGAAGGAAUUAGAAGAAUUCUCUCCUUCUAAACAAGAUGGGAUUGACUUGAAAAAGGAGACAUAUUUACGCAAAUCAUACUGUACAUUUCUCCAAGAUUUGGGAAUGAGACUUAAAGUUCCCCAGGUAACCAUUGCUACAGCAAUAAUUUUUUGCCAUAGGUUUUUUCUUCGGCAGUCUCAUGCAAAGAAUGACCGAAGGACAAUUGCGACAGUGUGUAUGUUUCUCGCAGGAAAGGUUGAAGAAACCCCUCGCCCGUUGAAGGAUGUUAUCAUGGUCUCAUAUGAAAUCAUCAACAAAAAGGAUCCUACUGCAGCCCAGAAAAUCAGGCAAAAGGAGGUGUAUGAACGGCAAAAAGAGUUAAUUUUACUUGGGGAGAGGGUUGUUCUCGCAACUCUUGGUUUUGAUCUUAAUGUGCACCAUCCCUACAAACCCCUUGUUGAGGCUAUUAAAAAAUUCAAAGUUGCUCAAAAUGCCUUGGCUCAAGUAGCUUGGAAUUUCGUCAAUGAUGGAUUGCGGACAUCUCUUUGCUUGCAAUUUAAGCCUCACCAUAUUGCGGCCGGUGCCAUUUUCCUUGCUGCCAAAUUUCUCAAAGUUAAACUCCCAUCAGAUGGGGAAAAGGUGUGGUGGCAAGAGUUUGAUGUCACCCCACGGCAAUUGGAGGAAGUCAGCAAUCAAAUGUUAGAACUUUAUGAACAAAAUCGAUUGCCGCCUUCUGGUGAAGCUGAUGGAAGCAUUGGAGGUGGUCCCACUAAUCAAACCCCUACGAAAGCUCCUACCAACAGUGAAGAACGUGGCAUAGCGGACAAUCAUGCACUUGGUGCAGGUAUUGCUACUUCAAGACUUGGAACCUCAAAAGCUGGUUCAUCUAGGCCAGCAUCUGAACACUCAUUUGCAGGUGACCAGCCAUCAAGAGCAAUGCAGAAUCAUAGCCUUGAAAGUUCAAAUGUAGAUUUUAGAAGUCCUUCCAAUCACAAAACAGGUAGUGAAUCUAAGGUUAGACAGGAGAUGGAGCCAUCGGCUUUCCAUGACAAGGGACACGUUCAAAACUCUGUAAAGCAUCAGUCAGAGGGAUUGGUUGAGCAAGACCAUGGAAAUGAUGUGAAAAUAAAUGAAGCAACAAGGGAUGCAAUGGAACUGAAAGAUAAACAUGUAAUUCGAAAUAUAGAUUUUAGGGAAGGUACACUCGGCAAAUCUCAGGACGUUAUUAAAAAGAUCGAUAAGGACAAAGUAAAGGCUGCACUCGAGAAACGAAGGAAGUCUCUUGGCAGCAUGACCCAGAAAAAAGAAUUGAUGGAUGAGGAUGAUCUCAUUGAAAGGGAGUUGGAAGCUGGUGUUGAGAUGGCUGCUGGCAGUGAGAAAAACAAGCGAGAACAGAGGCAAAGUUGGAAUAAGUCAUCGAAUAAACAAGAAUACGAAGAUUCGUAUCAAGACAAACAUCGAGAGGACGAUAAAGAUGAGCAUCCUCAACGAACGCGACAGUUGUCAUAUAAUCUAGAUUCUAGUAACAUAGAAGAAGGGGAGUUUGCAAAUGCUAAUGAAGUUGGUUAUGGGUAUCAAGAUUCCCCAAAGUCGAACAGUCGUAAGAGAGGCAGGGAGCUAACAGGAUAGAGCUUUUGAAGGGAAAGCCAAGUUAAGUUGUGUCGUGUCGGUGCAGCUGGUCAAACAGAGAGGGACCACGAGAAUCGUAUACCGGAAAAUUAUGUUUGAGAAGUUUCACCAGAGGGUUUUUUUUUUUUUUUUUUUUUUUUU
Molecule: messenger RNA, 2176 nt
Organism: Benincasa hispida (wax gourd)
Lineage: Eukaryota; Viridiplantae; Streptophyta; Magnoliopsida; Cucurbitales; Cucurbitaceae
Product: cyclin-T1-3-like
Biological process (GO): regulation of transcription by RNA polymerase II
Molecular function (GO): cyclin-dependent protein serine/threonine kinase regulator activity
Source: RefSeq, a predicted model, not a curated record